UCUGGCUCGGCGAGCGGCGGGGAGCGCCUGCCCGCUCCCCCGUGCCCUGCGCUGCCUGAAGAGCCGCGGCAGCACCGGGGAGUGACUCGGCAGGGGGAGGAGAAGAGGAGGAAGAGAAAUCAGACUGCCGAAGGGAUUAGGAAGGGGGGUGGGGAGGCGAAGCCCUCUCCCCCCCCCCUCCCCUCCCCGCACACACUUGUGAGGGUUUUCAGAGUUACCCUUCAGCAUCAGUGGCACCGGCAGGCGAGCCUGGGGGAGCUGCGACACCGAAACGUGCUCGGCAAACUGCGAGAGGGAUCAGGGAGCGCAGCGGCCGGGAACGGCCCGGGCCGGCGGACCCUGCCCCGGCCCCUGCCCGCACCCGCGGGGGACUGCACUUCCCGUCUGCCAGAUUGUGUGGUUUUUUUUUUUCAUUUUUUCCCCUUUUUUUUAAUUUUUAUUUUUUUCCCUGCUCCUCGCGCUUGCUGGAGGAAGGACGGGUGCGCGAACUGCGGGACCGCCUGCCCUGGGCGUGCGAGGUGGGACGAGAGGAAGAGAUGCCUCUGAUUAGAGGGAAAGUCGUGCUCAUCCUCGGCUUCGUCUUUCUGACAACUUUCCUGGCUUCUGUGAGAGGACUGCCCGUGAGGAAGCAGCGCAGCAACAGCCCGAAGGAGAGGAGCUCCAAGCUGGCGGAGGUGUCUGCCUCAUCCGACCCCCGUUCGGCAGGGGAUGAGGAGCUGCCGCCGUCAGGCAAGGCUCGGGGGCUGAGGCGGAGCGGGCAGGCUGGCCCGCGGCGGCACAGGCGCCGUGGGGUGGCUCAGCAGGCUGCCAGGAGCCCAGCAGAGCCCCAGCCCAGCAGCACGGGCCAGGAAGAGAGCCUGCCCUUCGUGCUGGACCUGCAGAGCUUGCCGGGGCUGGCCAACGUGGACUUGAGUGCCCAGAACCCCAACAUCCAGGUGACCAUUGAAGUGGUGGAUGAUCCUCAGGCUGAGAUGGAGAUGGACUUGUUGAAGGAGACAAGCAAUGACUGGUCUCUGACAUCCCCUGAGUGGCUGUCCCACAAGGACCUCUUCUGGCCCCUCUUCUGGGAAUACACUGACCCUGCUGAAGAGGAAGAGGAUGAAGAAGAGGAUGAUGAUGACAACCUGAAUGUAGGGGACAAGGAGGAUGAAGAGGAGGAAGAUUACACAGCAGAGUAUGAGGAGGAGGAGUCCAUGCUCAGUGGAGUGGGAGGUGACUGGGACCAGCGGUGGCCCAGGCAGAAGAACUGGAUCUUUAAGGAAAAAUAUAAUUACGACUAUGAAGAUGAGGAGGAGUGGAGCCCAUGGUCCCCUUGCAGCAUCACCUGUGGCAGUGGCAACCAGAAGAGGACCCGGUCCUGUGGCUAUGCCUGCACAGCGACAGAGUCAAGGACCUGCGACCUGCCGCGCUGCCCUGGAGCAGAGGGGGAAAUGGUCUUCCCCACAGAGGAGGUGCCUUUCAAAAAUGACAACACCACAGAGCUCUUCAACUCAGAGGUGGACAGCUGUGAGAAGUGGCUGAACUGCAAGAGUGACUUCCUCACCAAGUAUCUGAGCAAGGUGCUGACGGACCUGCCCAGCUGCCCCUGCUCCUACCCGCUGGAGGCCGUCUACAGCGCCGUCAACCUGCGGGAUGAGCAGCAGGGCAAGAGCUUCCGAUGGCGGGAUGCCAGCGGCCCCAAGGAGCGCCUGGACAUCUACAAGCCAACGGCACGUUUCUGCCUGCGCUCCAUGCUCUCCCUCGACAGCACCACCCUGGCUGCCCAGCAUUGCUGCUAUGAUGAGCACACCCACCUCAUCACCCGUGGCAAGGGGGCCGGUGUUCCCAACCUCAUCAGCACUGAGUUCUCCCCAGAGCUGCACUACAAGGUGGACAUGCUGCCCUGGAUCCUCUGCAAGGGUGACUGGAGCCGCUACCAUGCUGUCCGGCCCCCCAACAACGGGCGACGGUGUGCUGACAACCCCGCCGAGGAGGAGUACCUCUCCCAGCUGCAGGAGGCCAAGGAGUACUAGCUAUGGCCACGCUCAGAGGAGCCGGGGCCACUGCUGGCCCCUACCCUGGCCCAGCCUGGUGAAGCCCCAGCCCUGCUCAUGGGCUCCUUGCUGGUACCGGGCAGAGCGGGGAGGAUGCAGCAUCCCUCUUGUCCCCUCAGAGGGGUGCCUUGGCCUCCCUCGGAUUUCUGAGGGUGCUGGAGGUUAUUGCAGUGCAAUCCCUGCUGUGCCACCCGGAGCAGUCCUGCAUCCCAGGGUGCCUGGGCUGGCACGUGGGGAGCCGCAGAGGAUGGAAGGUGUAAAGGGAAUGGGGGCUGCUCCCAUCUGCUGUGAUCUUUUACUGUGAUCUUUCAAUGCAACCUGAAAGCUGAGCAUCUGCAGGGUGAAAUGUCCUCAUUUCCUGUUGGCUCCACAGCAGAUCUGAGGAGCUGGCCUGCCACAGGCAGAGCUAUCUGCUCUUGCCUGUACACCUGCCCCAGCACACGCUGGGCUACUUCUGAAACGGGGUGGGAGCUCCUGGGGAAGGGCAGGACUGUCCCAGCUGCAUGUACAGAGGUACAGAGUGUGGCCGACCUUCUUGGGUUUUUGCAUGCUUGGUUGGGAAGGAGCAGGGAGCAAGCCCUGCUCCGUGCUGUGUCUGCCCAGGUCCCCAGCAAGAGGCAGCCCAGAGAAUGCAGGUCAUGGGCAAACCCUGCACUCCUCAGUCUGGCUGCCUGGCCACGCAAGCAAGUGUGGAUCUAAAGGCAAAAGAAGCCCACCUGCUAAUAAUGUCAACACAUGGUGUCUGCAAAUCAUGCAUCAUUAUGCUCUCCAUUAGCACUUUGGUCUUGCCUGGGUUUUAUUCAGCUUUUCACAGGUCCAUGGCAGUUUUGGGAGCUCCCAAGUUUCCCACAGAGAAAGUAAGCUGAGCACCUUUAUCCCUGGACAUUCAGUCACUGACCCUGGCAGAAACUGUUCAUAGCUUUUAUUUAGCAAAUUUUAUGCAUCAGAGGAAAUAAAAGAGCAAGUCAAGCACGUGUAAAGAAGAAUGGAGUCAUUUCUAGACUAGAGGUUUAACCCAAGGGUGUCGGCUACUCCCAUGUUUUUCUGCAGGACACUGUUGGGGAAAAAAAACAAAUCUGUCUAGGUGCAGAGGUCCUUGGUUAACUGUCCUAUGCUAAAUCUGUCCUUCUUGCGGGAGCUUUCUCCAGGCCAAUGAAUAUCCACAGUCUGAUAGCUCUUAGGGGAAUCUUUCUGGGAGUCUUAUAUAUACUGAGCGUAUGUUGAGCCUUUUGCCUUGGUUACUGAUAGAAUAUUGCAUCCUUGGUCAUCAGUGCCUAAGAUUUCAUUGCUGAUAAAACAAAAGUAUUAAUGAGGUUAUCACUGAGUUACUAGUAUUUAACUAUUAUUCCACACUUGUAUCCCCAGACUCCUGUUAUGGGUGCUGUUAAAACACAGGCAGACACUCCCAAUUUCCCAACAGGCAUGCAGCCUGAGAUGACCAGUGUCAUGGAAAGAGUGAGGAGGAAGACAUAACCACAUAAGCAUGGAUGGAGACCCAGACGCUGGUAAAUUUUCAUGACCAUUGCAUUACAUGUUUCCUGGCCCAAAUGGUCAUUUGCUCACUAGCUUCUGCUGAAGUAGUAGGUCAUAAAUAGGUGGUGAGGCAGGGGUGACAGUGGCUUGGUGGCUUGGUUCUGGGAGCCUGGGACAUGUGCAGGGAGGCUCAGCCACAGACAUAGAGGUGUUAUAUGGGAAGCAGACAAAUUGAGCAGUUGAAACCAUAGAAGGAUGAGCUUGUUUUCCUCUGUCAUUCAGCAGAGCAUUUUCAUAUUUCCUCUCCCAUUUCAUAACGUUGUAAUUAAUGUCAGAAGAUGGUCAGAGAAGCUUGUUUACCCUCAGUGCAUGGACUUCUUUAAAACAACUUCCCAUUAAAUGUGCCUAGUGUCCAGUACUGGACACACGCAUGGAAGCAGGACCUCUGCAACAGCCUUUCUUGAAGGAGACUUUCAAUUACUGAGCCAAGUCAUUUGUUAGACUGGUACUCUCUGAAGAAGUGCUUUUAUAGUAAGAAGUUACCCAAGAUUUGCACCUUCCUCCUCUCUAUACUGGGUAUGUCAACCAGUCUAACCCCUAAAAAAGAAACUAUAAUUUUGUGAUAAAUUGAGUUCCCAUCCAAGGGCAAGUAGCAAAAUUUGUGUUGCGUCCCCCCAAAACCAAACAAACUAACAACAAAAAAAACCCCACAAAAAACCCAAACAAAAACUGGUUGAAUGCCAAGUGGCUGUUCUGCCUCAUUGCGUCUAUGGUUUGGAUGAUACAGGCAUGAACUGGAGCAUGAGAAACAAGCAGCAGUGUUGUUCCUCACACAAGCACCUUACACCCCAGGAGGCUUUGCAGGGGCACCAUGAGAAUAGUAAGACAUAACCAAGUGUUUAUUUUUAUAUCCUAUCAAAGAUUCUGUCCAGCCCGCUGCUAUUUAAGUGAUGAAUCUCUAACCUUCCACUCCUUAAUUUUAUUGUGUUUUUUAUAUAUAAUAUAUUAAAAAAUGUCUUUUAUUCCUAAAAAAAAAAAUUAAUUGAGAAGAAUUCUUUAUUCUGAUGCUGCAAUA
Messenger RNA from Apus apus (common swift), 4581 nucleotides. It is a transcript of the gene ISM2, whose product is annotated as isthmin 2. The record is from RefSeq and is a predicted model, not a curated record. The transcript is spliced from 6 exons. The coding region runs from base 537 to 2012 and encodes 491 amino acids. NCBI's taxonomy places the organism in Eukaryota, Metazoa, Chordata, Aves, Apodiformes, Apodidae.